Molecule: messenger RNA, 1260 nt
Organism: Scedosporium apiospermum
Lineage: Eukaryota; Fungi; Ascomycota; Sordariomycetes; Microascales; Microascaceae
Exons: 4
Coding region: 1-1260 (419 amino acids)
Biological process (GO): regulation of DNA-templated transcription; DNA-templated transcription
Molecular function (GO): DNA binding; DNA-binding transcription factor activity, RNA polymerase II-specific; zinc ion binding
Source: RefSeq, a predicted model, not a curated record
AUGAAGCCAUUCACGCUGCGGCGGAGGGAUUCAGAUGCCCUUAUUGCUCCAAGAACUUCAGUCGGAGCAGCCCGCCGUGGCCAGCGCCCUAGGGCCUGCGAUGCCUGUUUCCACAGUAAAUCCUCCUGUGAUAGCGGUAACCCGUGUUCCCGCUGCCUAUCCCGCGACUCGGAAUGCACCUACAAACGUCUUGAAGAUCCCUCUCUGCACGUCACCGAUGAGCUUAUUUCUUCAACGGCGACCAACGCCUCGGAGGGCACUACCAGAUUGGCGGUUCCUUUUCUCCUUGGCGUUUCCGACCCCCACGCAUCCUCCAUGGUCGAGUCCGUGAUCGACGAAGACAAUGUGGAUGAGUACCCACGUGAGGACAUAUUGGACGCGCCGCCAUCUAAUGCAUCCCCCGCGAUACCAGUGGCAGAAGACUUUCCAAUGGACUAUGGCCCUUUCUCGUGGAGUAUGAAUCAAUACUAUCUCGAAGAGUUCACACAGGGUAUUUAUGGUGAUCUCUUCCUUCAAGACCUGGAUAUGGGAACCCCGAGUUCAGGCAAUGGCUCCGAUCUAGUUUUCGACAGUUUGUCGCUUUGCUCCGUCCGGCUAGUCGACGACCUAGACCGCUUUCGGAUAUCGACGCAUGCGGAUCACAGCCCUCAAGAUGCUUCAUCCAUUCCUGACAUAGACAUGCCGACAAUGAAGAGGAUAUUUUCAGCGGAGAAUUUAAAGUCACACCUAUCUGCAUUCUUCAGGUGGACCAACGUUGUCAUCCCCCUCGUUCACCGCCCCACCUUUGACAUCGACAUUGCCGACCCGGCGCUAUUGGUGUCCGCCUUCCUUUGCGGGUCGCUCUACAACCCUACCGAGGACGUCGCUGAGCGCGAUGCCUGCUUCGACAUAGCAGAGGAGUAUGUGUUUAGUCGAUUGAAGGAGCAAGUUGACCUCCAGCGGACUCUGCAAACGCCGGUCUGGAAAAAUCGAGAACUUGUCGCUUUGAUGCAAGCAGCUAUGCUUACUUAUGGUCGCCAGUGGAUCACAAGUAGGCCCGACGCCAGGAGAAGAAGUCGCAAGGUGCGGCUCCCAGCUUUACUCGAGGUCGUUCGAGGUCUUGGGUUCACCAGGAUAAAGCAUGCAAUAACACCCGAGGGAAAUGUGCCGUCAUGGGAGGACUUUAUUCUUUUGGAGACUUGCAUUAGCUUGCGCGCCCUAACUGUCAAAGAUCUUGAAAUUUUGAUCUUCGGUGAGUCGUCCUCUGGGGGUCAGCCCUAG